This is a messenger RNA of Tachysurus fulvidraco (yellow catfish), 2164 nucleotides long. Its product is annotated as 5'-3' exonuclease PLD4. Lineage: Eukaryota; Metazoa; Chordata; Actinopteri; Siluriformes; Bagridae. The transcript is spliced from 12 exons. Gene Ontology annotation, molecular function: catalytic activity. The record is from RefSeq and is a predicted model, not a curated record. The coding region runs from base 174 to 1679 and encodes 501 amino acids.
GAAACCGAAACUUAGAAAUCAGAGCAAUAAGGAAACUAUGCCACCAGAAUUCCUGUAAUAUCUUGUAGGAUCCUUCACCGAUGUCAGCUUAUGAUUGUUAUUGUGAUUAGAGACAAGCUCACUGACCUUCUUUGUUAGGCGAGGAACGGGCGCACCAGACGUCUGCCGUUAUCAUGUACUCAUCAUUCGAAUCUACUUAUAAAGAGACCCAUGAAUUAUCCUCUCCAUACACAUCUUUACAUGACAAUUAUGUUCCCAAAAAGCCGCGCAUAAGUGAACUUAAAACCUUGCUAUUGGCCACAGGAUGUGUGACGAUCCUAGGGUGUUUACUCGCCAUUGCUGUGAUAGAGGUGAUGAAAAAUGAGGACAGUAUUAACAAAGCUUUGAAUCAGAGCACCACACAUCAGCCAGAGCUACAUUAUGAAAGAAGUGAUCGUGUGGACGAAUGCAGGACUGUUCUGGUUGAGAACAUUCCUUUAUGGAUGGAUUAUGGAGCCAAUGCCAGUUUUGGAGUGCCGCUGUACGAGGCGUGGAAAGACCUUCUGUCUACAGCGAGCGAGCAAAUCGAUAUAGCCUCGUUCUAUUGGAUUCUUACUGGAGAAGACAUCGGUGUCAAGUCCAUCACUGACCAGUUUGGUAGAGACAUACUGGAACAAUUGAAAGCGCUGCCAAAAAGAAAUGUGUCGGUGAGAGCUGUGAGCAGCAUCCCUUCUGUGACGAGGAACUCCACAGACCUGGACAUUCUGAGAGAACAUGGAGUCCAUGUGAGACGAGUUAACUUUGGCAAACUGACCCGAGGAAUUCUUCACAGUAAGUUCUGGAUUGUGGACAAGCGACAUAUCUACAUCGGCAGCGCCAACAUGGACUGGAGAGCAUUGACGCAGGUGAAGGAACUCGGAGUGGUGAUUUACAACUGCACCAGUCUGGCCACAGACCUCCAUAAGAUCUUCCAAUCCUACUGGGAUAUGGGACACAGCAAUGCUACGAUCCCAGAUCCCUGGCCUUCUUCUUAUGACACGUCCAUCAAUAUUGACCAGCCUCUUCAUGUCAACCUUAGUGGUGUUCCCAGUAGAGUUUACAUCUCGAAUUCCCCUCCUGCCUUCUGUCCGGACUCGCGCUCCAAGGACCUGGAUGCCAUUUUGUCCGUGUUCAGCCAGGCGGAGCAUUUCAUUCAUGUAGCAGUUAUGGAAUAUUUUCCUGCCUUCAAGUUCUACUAUCAUCACAAAUACUGGCCUGUAAUUGAAAAUGCACUAAUACAGGCAGUGUUUGAGAGGAACGUUACAGUGCGUCUCAUGAUCAGCUGUGGCCGUCACAGCGACCCCUCUGUAUUCCCCUUCCUCAAGUCCAUCGAUGCCCUGAGGUCCACAUCUGACAACAUCAGGAUAGAAGUGAGACUCUACAUUGUUCCAAUGGGUAACGAGACUAUUCCCUACACCAGAAUAAAUCACAACAAAUAUAUGGUGGCAGAUAACAUGGCAUACGUAGGAACCUCCAACUGGUCUGCCGACUACUUCAACAACACCGCUGGUGUCGGGUUGGUGGUUUCUCAAGACGGUUUGCAUUCACCUGGAGACACAUUAGUGGGGCAGCUGAGUGCUGUGUUUGAGCGAGACUGGGACUCCAAAUUUGCUGUGCCACUUGAAAAACUGGGCCACAACCCUGACUGUGCUUUUUCUUAAAGCGUAAAUUGACAAGAUCAGUAUUGGUAUUAAAAGGUUUUACUACACAAGGUGAAAUGAACUGUAAUGAUACAAUGAAAUGCUGCACAUUAUAUAAUGCUUUUAUAAUGGAUUUGUUCAUUUCAACUUGCCAGUAACAGUCAUUUCACGCAGGUGAGAAAGGAUGAGGUGAGAACUGACACAGUUUAACAUCAUAAUGAACAGGCUUGAUAUAGCAGCCUUGACUGAAUAAAGCAAUAGACAUUUAAAGAGAAAAUAAAUCAAAUGAAUAUUGUAAAUCAUGUAGCAUGUAAAUAUUAAAGAUCGCUGAUCUCAAAAAUUAAAAAAUCAUUGUUCUCAGAGCGGGUUACUAAAAGCAGAGGCAGAGGGUCCAUGAUGUUUGAUUUUGUUUUAGUGCUAUCAAUCAAAACCUACAUUUCUGAAUUAUAUGUUGUCACUCAAUUUAAUAAGCGUCCAAAUCUAAAUAAACAGACCUAUAGAUAAUA